GAGUGAGCAACACUUCAUCAUGCAUGAACUUUUCUAGUGCACACGGCUUGGAAUUCCAGACCGCUAAUCAGGCUGAUCGUGCUUUCACACCAUCACUGGAACCAAGCCAGAGCAGACUUGAUACGACAACGAGACCACUCCGCCACUAAAUAGCCAGCCGAUAUGCACAUUCUAGUGACGAAUGACGAUGGGCCUCCAUCCACAACUUCCUCCCCAUACAUCCUGCCAUUCGUACAAGCUCUUGAAUCAGCAGGUCACACCGUCUCCGUCAUAGUACCCGACACACAGCGUUCCUGGAUUGGCAAAGCACAUAUAGUCGGCCAAGAUGUUCGUGCCACAUACUACUGGCCUCCCUCACAAGUACCAGAUGAACACCGCAACCCAUCAACGUCUGGUGAGGACAAUGGCUCCUCAUCUCACGACGACGGGACAUAUCCCUGGGUACUAGUCAACAGCACUCCAGCAGGCUGUGCACAGCUAGGACUGAGCCAGUUCUUCAACGACAGAGGGCCUAUCGAUCUCGUUAUUUCAGGCCCCAACUAUGGCCGAAACACAACUGCCGUCUUUGCUCUUUCGUCUGGAACGCUUGGAGCAGCACUGGAAGCAUCUGUGUGUGGUUACAAAGCAAUCGCACUAUCAUUCGCCUUCUUCGACCGCCUCAACGACCCUGUAAUCGUCGCCGAAUCCUGCAAACAAGGCGUGCGAGUAGCCGAAUACCUCUACAAAAACGCCCCAUGGGACCCAGCUCAGCUCUAUUCCGUCAACGUGCCAGUCAAGAAAGGCUGUUCUGAAGCACCAGUCCGCUGGACAAAAAUGCUCCAAAACCAAUGGAAACGUGGCGCUUGUUUUCAGGAACUGAAUUCUGACGCCACAGUAGACGAUCCAGCUUCAGAAGAGGCUAAGCUGAGGCAGCAAGAAUCUAGCGGGAACGACAACCGAGAGCCGAAUGGAACUGCAACUCCACAGGAUAAAUGGAAGCACAGGCACUUCAAGUGGGCUCCCAGGUUCACUGAUGUCUAUGAAAGUGUUGAGAAGAACGGUCCGGGUUCCGAUGGGUGGGCGGUGAAAGAAGGCGAGACAUCGAUUACUGCUUUGAAGGCGAAUUUCAUGCAUGCUGAGGGCUUCGAAGGUGAAGUGAAGCUGUGAUGCUGAUCAGAAAGGCUGAAGUUU
Molecule: messenger RNA, 1170 nt
Organism: Cercospora beticola
Lineage: Eukaryota; Fungi; Ascomycota; Dothideomycetes; Mycosphaerellales; Mycosphaerellaceae
Product: 5'/3'-nucleotidase SurE
Cellular component (GO): P-body
Molecular function (GO): hydrolase activity
Source: RefSeq, a predicted model, not a curated record